This is a messenger RNA of Theobroma umbraticum, 997 nucleotides long. Its product is annotated as glyoxylase I 4-like. Lineage: Eukaryota; Viridiplantae; Streptophyta; Magnoliopsida; Malvales; Malvaceae. The record is from RefSeq and is a predicted model, not a curated record.
CAUUAUAGAAUUUUCAGUGUCUAUAAAAAGGGUUCAUCAUAGGAUUCAUUUGGCAAGUAUACUUUGCAUAGCUGCAUUGCAAUUUGCAAGCAGUGUCAAGUAUUGAGAAGCUGUUUGAGACUAAAAGAAGAGAGAAAGAAAAGAGAGAUAGAAAGAGAGAGAGAGGAAAGAGAGUAUGGGAAAUGUAGGAGAAAUAGAAGAGGUGCAAUGGUUGUCUUCAACCUCAACAAAACUGCCUUUGUUGUCUUUGAACCAUGUUUCUUUUGUCUGCAAUUCUGUGAGCAGAUCAGUGAGGUUUUAUGAGGAAGUUCUGGGGUUUGUGCUCAUCAAACGCCCCUCUUCUUUCAAGUUUGAAGGAGCUUGGUUGUUCAAUUACGGAGUUGGCAUCCAUUUGCUAGAAUCAGAGAGUGUUCCAACAAAGAAAGAGAAAAUCAACCCAAAAGACAACCAUAUUUCAUUCCAAUGCUCUGAUAUGAACCUGGUGAUGCAAAAAUUGGUAGAGAUGAACAUCGAGUACGUGACAGCAGUGGUGGAAGAAGGUGGGAUUAAAGUAGAUCAGCUGUUCUUCCACGACCCAGAUGGCUACAUGGUUGAGAUAUGCAACUGUCAGAACCUUCCCGUUCUUCCACUCUCCUCUUGCCCUCUCAAGUUACCCAAUCCUAGCAGUAACCAUGCAGUUUCUUCAAUAUAUGGGAAGCAAAGCAGGGAGACACCCUGUUCUUGGGUAGCUGCCACGAUGAUGGAGAACUUGGUGGUGGACAUGUUGGACAUAUCAUUUUGACAUCGCUGAACAGAGAUCGGAUGUUGAUGCCAUUUUGGUAAAAAAUAUGUUUAUAUUCUGCAUAAAUUGUUGGAUAGAAUGUGGGAACAAAGAUUGUAAUGUGAGUAAAAACCUGGUUGUGAGUUUUAUCCAAUCGUGAUGAUUUUGUUCUGUAUCGAAUUGUAUUUCACCAAAAAUUACAAAUUGUGAAUUCAGUGGAGUUCACAUCUGUAUCUG